GGGCCUACUUUGACAACAUAAUGGAUGAGUCUUCUCCUUUGACCAAGCCUCUGGAACUGAACCAGCACUCUCGAUUCAUAAUUGGCUCUGUAUCUGAAGAUAACUCGGAGGAUGAGAUCAGCAACUUGGUGAAACUGGACCUGCUGGAAGAGAAAGAAGGAUCUUUAUCACCAGCUUCUGUCAACUCAGAUACUCUCCCUGACUUGGGACUCCCGAGUUUACAGGAUGGCUUGGCCUUACACAUGAGGUCCAGCAUGUCUGGCUUACACCUGGUAAAACAAGGCCGAGACCGAAAGAAGAUAGAUUCUCAGAGAGAUUUCACUGUUGCUUCUCCAGCAGAGUUUGUUACUCGUUUUGGGGGAAAUAAAGUGAUUGAAAAGGUUCUCAUUGCCAAUAAUGGCAUUGCUGCAGUGAAAUGCAUGAGAUCUAUCCGUAGAUGGUCUUAUGAGAUGUUUCGAAAUGAACGUGCAAUUCGAUUUGUUGUCAUGGUGACGCCUGAAGAUCUUAAAGCAAAUGCAGAGUACAUUAAGAUGGCAGAUCACUAUGUCCCAGUGCCUGGAGGACCAAACAACAACAACUAUGCAAAUGUGGAACUAAUUCUUGAUAUUGCUAAAAGGAUCCCAGUACAAGCUGUAUGGGCUGGAUGGGGCCAUGCUUCUGAAAAUCCCAAGCUUCCUGAACUCCUCUUAAAGAAUGGCAUUGCCUUUAUGGGCCCUCCGAGCCAAGCCAUGUGGGCUCUGGGAGAUAAGAUUGCCUCUUCUAUAGUAGCUCAAACGGCAGGUAUCCCAACUCUUCCCUGGAGUGGUAGUGGUCUUCGUAUGGACUGGCAAGAGAGUGAUUUUUCAAAGCGCAUUUUGAAUGUUCCUCAGGAUCUAUAUGAGAAAGGUUAUGUGAAGGAUGUUGAUGCUGGGUUGCAGGCAGCUGAAGAAGUUGGUUAUCCAGUUAUGAUCAAGGCUUCAGAAGGAGGAGGAGGAAAGGGAAUCAGAAAAGUGAACAAUGCUGAUGACUUUCCUAACCUCUUCAGACAGGUUCAAGCUGAAGUUCCUGGGUCCCCUAUCUUUGUGAUGAGAUUAGCCAAACAGUCUCGUCACUUGGAGGUGCAAAUCUUAGCAGAUCAGUAUGGCAAUGCAAUCUCCUUGUUUGGUCGUGACUGCUCUGUGCAGCGAAGGCACCAGAAGAUCAUAGAAGAGGCUCCUGCCACUAUUGCAACUCCAGCAGUAUUUGAGCAUAUGGAACAGUGUGCUGUGAAACUUGCCAAGAUGGUAGGUUAUGUCAGUGCUGGGACUGUGGAGUACCUCUACAGCCAGGAUGGCAGCUUCUACUUCUUGGAGCUGAAUCCGCGGCUGCAGGUGGAGCACCCUUGUACGGAGAUGGUGGCUGAUGUCAACCUUCCAGCGGCACAACUCCAGAUUGCCAUGGGUAUUCCUCUGUACAGAAUUAAGGAUAUCCGAAUGAUGUAUGGAGUCUCACCUUGGGGAGAUGUCCCCAUUGAUUUUGAAAACUCUGCUCAUGUCCCAUCCCCGAGGGGUCAUGUCAUUGCUGCUCGGAUCACUAGUGAGAAUCCUGAUGAGGGUUUUAAGCCCAGUUCAGGAACAGUCCAGGAAUUGAAUUUCCGCAGCAAUAAGAAUGUAUGGGGAUAUUUCAGUGUUGCUGCAGCAGGUGGACUUCACGAGUUUGCAGAUUCUCAAUUUGGUCACUGCUUCUCCUGGGGAGAAAACCGAGAGGAAGCCAUUUCAAACAUGGUAGUGGCUCUGAAGGAGCUUUCUAUCCGGGGAGACUUCCGGACUACCGUCGAGUACCUGAUCAAGCUGCUGGAGACAGAGAGCUUCCAGCAUAACCGCAUUGAUACGGGCUGGCUGGACAGGCUGAUCGCCGAGAAAGUACAGGCAGAGCGUCCUGAUACCAUGUUGGGGGUUGUAUGUGGGGCUCUACAUGUGGCAGAUGUGAGCCUUCGGAACAGUGUCUCCAAUUUCCUUCACUCAUUAGAGAGGGGUCAGGUCCUUCCUGCUCACACACUCCUAAACACAGUUGAUGUUGAGCUUAUAUAUGAAGGAGCCAAGUAUGUGCUGAAGGUGACCCGGCAAUCCCCUAACUCCUAUGUGGUGAUCAUGAAUGGUUCCUGUGUAGAGGUGGAUGUGCACCGUCUGAGUGAUGGAGGAUUACUUUUGUCCUAUGAUGGAAGUAGUUAUACAACCUACAUGAAGGAAGAAGUGGAUAGAUACCGCAUCACAAUUGGCAAUAAGACCUGUGUAUUUGAAAAGGAGAAUGAUCCAUCUGUACUCCGUUCACCUUCUGCUGGAAAGUUGAUCCAAUAUAUUGUGGAGGAUGGAGGCCAUGUGUUUGCUGGCCAGUGCUAUGCUGAGAUUGAGGUGAUGAAGAUGGUAAUGACACUAAUAGCUGUUGAAUCUGGUUGUAUCCACUAUGUCAAGCGGCCUGGAGCAGCCCUUGACCCUGGUUGUGUUAUUGCCAAGUUGCAGCUGGAUAAUCCCAGUAAGGUUCAGCAGGCUGAGCUACACACUGGAAGUUUGCCAAAGAUCCAGAGUACAGCACUCAGAGGCGAGAAACUUCAUCGGGUCUUCCAUUACGUCCUAGAUAAUCUGGUCAACGUUAUGAAUGGUUACUGCCUUCCAGACCCUUUCUUUAAUAGCAAGGUAAAAGAUUGGGUGGAGAGGUUGAUGAAAACCCUCAGAGAUCCUUCCCUGCCUCUCCUAGAAUUGCAGGACAUUAUGACCAGUGUUUCAGGCCGUAUACCCCCCAAUGUGGAGAAGUCCAUCAAGAAGGAAAUGGCCCAGUACGCCAGCAAUAUCACUUCUGUCCUUUGUCAGUUUCCCAGCCAGCAGAUUGCCAAUAUCCUAGAUAGUCACGCAGCUACAUUGAACCGGAAGUCUGAACGCGAAGUCUUCUUCAUGAACACACAAAGUAUUGUGCAGCUUGUGCAAAGGUACCGAAGUGGCAUCAGAGGCCACAUGAAAGCUGUGGUAAUGGAUCUGCUCCGACAGUACUUGCGAGUGGAGACUCAGUUCCAGAAUGGUCACUAUGAUAAGUGUGUCUUCACCCUUCGGGAAGAGAACAAAAGUGAUAUGAAUACUGUGCUGAACUACAUCUUUUCCCAUGCCCAAGUCACCAAGAAGAACCUUCUGGUCACCAUGCUUAUUGAUCAGUUAUGUGGCCGGGAUCCAACCCUUACAGAUGAGCUACUGAACAUCCUUACAGAACUGACUCAGCUCAGCAAAACCACCAAUGCCAAAGUGGCACUUCGAGCCCGGCAGGUUCUCAUUGCCUCCCAUUUACCAUCCUAUGAACUUCGCCAUAACCAAGUAGAGUCUAUUUUUCUAUCGGCUAUUGACAUGUACGGACAUCAGUUUUGCAUUGAAAACCUACAGAAACUUAUCUUAUCUGAAACCUCCAUUUUUGAUGUCCUCCCAAACUUCUUCUACCAUAGCAACCAGGUAGUGAGAAUGGCAGCUCUGGAGGUAUAUGUACGAAGGGCCUACAUUGCUUAUGAACUCAAUAGUGUCCAACAUCGCCAACUAAAGGAUAAUACCUGCGUGGUAGAGUUCCAGUUCAUGCUGCCCACAUCUCACCCGAACAGAGGGAACAUCCCCACGCUAAACAGAAUGUCCUUCUCCUCCAACCUCAACCACUAUGGCAUGGCUCACGUAGCCAGUGUCAGUGAUGUGCUACUAGACAACUCAUUCACUCCACCGUGCCAAAGGAUGGGCGGGAUGGUUUCUUUCCGGACUUUUGAAGACUUUGUCAGAAUUUUUGAUGAAGUAAUGGGCUGCUUCUGUGACUCGCCACCACAAAGCCCUACAUUCCCCGAGGCAGGCCACACUUCGCUGUAUGAUGAAGACAAGGCUGCCAGGGAUGAACCAAUUCACAUCCUGAAUGUGGCUAUCAAGACUGACUGUGACAUUGAGGAUGACAGACUAGCAGCCAUGUUUAGAGAUUUCACUCAGCAAAAUAAAGCUGCUCUUGUUGAACAUGGGAUCCGGCGGCUUACAUUCCUGGUUGCACAAAAGGAUUUCAGAAAACAGGUCAACUAUGAGGUGGAUCAACGAUUUCAUAGAGAGUUUCCUAAAUUUUUCACAUUCCGAGCAAGGGAUAAGUUUGAGGAAGAUCGUAUCUAUCGUCACUUGGAACCUGCCCUGGCUUUCCAACUGGAGCUGAACCGAAUGAGGAAUUUUGACCUCACUGCUAUUCCAUGUGCCAACCAUAAGAUGCAUUUAUAUCUUGGGGCAGCCAAAGUGGAAGUGGGUACUGAAGUGACAGACUACAGAUUUUUUGUAAGAGCAAUCAUCAGGCAUUCAGAUUUGGUCACCAAGGAAGCCUCUUUUGAGUAUCUGCAGAAUGAGGGGGAGCGUCUGCUCCUGGAAGCCAUGGAUGAGUUGGAGGUUGCUUUUAACAAUACAAAUGUCCGAACUGAUUGCAACCAUAUCUUCCUCAACUUUGUGCCCACAGUCAUCAUGGAUCCGUCAAAGAUUGAGGAGUCUGUGAGGAGCAUGGUGAUGCGCUAUGGAAGCCGACUGUGGAAACUUCGAGUUCUCCAAGCAGAGCUGAAAAUUAAUAUCCGCUUAACACCAACUGGAAAAGCAAUUCCCAUCCGCCUCUUCCUGACCAAUGAGUCUGGCUAUUACUUGGACAUCAGUCUGUACAAGGAAGUGACUGACUCUAGGACAGCACAGAUCAUGUUCCAGGCAUAUGGAGACAAACAGGGUCCAUUACAUGGGAUGCUGAUCAAUACUCCCUAUGUGACCAAAGACUUGCUACAAUCCAAGAGAUUCCAGGCACAAACCUUAGGGACAACAUAUAUUUAUGAUAUUCCUGAGAUGUUCCGGCAGUCUCUUAUCAAACUCUGGGAAUCUAUGUCAGCCCAAGCAUUCCUACCAGCCCCACCACUGCCUUCUGAUAUGCUAACUUACACUGAGUUGGUGUUGGAUGAUCAAGGUCAGCUGGUACAUAUGAACAGGCUUCCAGGAGGAAACGAGAUAGGCAUGGUGGCUUGGAAAAUGACACUCAAGAGUCCUGAGUAUCCAGAAGGAAGAGAUAUUAUUGUUAUCGGAAAUGAUAUCACCUAUCGAAUUGGGUCCUUUGGACCUCAAGAAGAUGUGCUAUUUCUGAGGGCUUCUGAGCUUGCCAGGGCAGAGGGUAUCCCUCGCAUUUAUGUGGCUGCUAAUAGUGGAGCAAGAAUUGGGUUGGCAGAGGAAAUACGUCACAUGUUCCAUGUGGCCUGGGUAGAUCCUGAUGAUCCUUACAAGGGAUACAAAUAUCUUUAUCUAACUCCUCAAGAUUAUAAGAGAGUCAGCGCCUUGAACUCUGUUCACUGUGAACAUGUGGAAGAUGAAGGGGAAUCCAGGUAUAAGAUAACAGAUAUUAUUGGGAAGGAAGAAGGACUUGGAGCUGAGAACCUCAGGGGUUCUGGGAUGAUUGCUGGGGAAUCCUCAUUGGCAUAUGAUGAGAUCAUCACUAUCAGCCUGGUAACUUGCCGGGCGAUUGGAAUUGGAGCUUAUUUAGUCCGAUUAGGACAGAGAACCAUCCAGGUUGAGAACUCCCAUUUGAUUCUGACAGGAGCAGCAGCCCUCAACAAAGUGCUUGGGCGGGAAGUAUAUACAUCUAAUAACCAGCUUGGAGGCAUCCAGAUUAUGCACAACAAUGGAGUGACACACAGUACUGUAUGUGAUGACUUUGAAGGAGUUCUUACGGUCCUACAUUGGCUGUCCUAUAUGCCCAAGAAUGUGCACAGUCCAGUUCCCCUCCUUAACUCCAAGGAUCCUAUUGAUCGAAUCAUCGAAUUUGUCCCUACAAAGGCCCCCUACGAUCCCCGCUGGAUGUUGGCAGGACGUCCUCACCCAACCCAGAAAGGUCAGUGGCUGAGUGGCUUCUUUGACUAUGGCUCCUUCUCUGAGAUCAUGCAGCCUUGGGCACAGACUGUUGUGGUUGGUAGAGCCCGGCUGGGUGGAAUACCUGUAGGAGUUGUUGCCGUAGAAACCAGAACAGUGGAGCUCAGUAUCCCAGCUGAUCCUGCCAACCUGGACUCUGAGGCCAAGAUAAUUCAACAAGCAGGACAAGUUUGGUUUCCAGAUUCUGCUUUUAAGACCUAUCAGGCCAUCAAGGACUUCAACCGGGAAGGGCUUCCGCUCAUGGUCUUUGCUAACUGGAGAGGCUUUUCUGGUGGAAUGAAAGACAUGUAUGAUCAAGUUCUGAAGUUUGGAGCUUACAUCGUGGAUGGUUUACGUGAAUGUUCUCAACCAGUUAUGGUUUAUAUCCCUCCCCAAGCUGAGCUCCGUGGAGGGUCCUGGGUUGUUAUUGAUCCUACCAUUAAUCCCCGGCAUAUGGAAAUGUAUGCUGACCGGGAAAGCAGAGGAUCUGUUCUGGAGCCAGAGGGGACAGUAGAAAUCAAAUUCCGCAGAAAGGAUUUGGUGAAAACUAUGCGUCGGGUGGACCCAGUCUACAUCCGCCUGGCCGAGCGAUUGGGCACCCCAGAGCUAAGCCCAGCUGAGCGGAAGGAGUUGGAGAGCAAGCUGAAGGAACGGGAGGAAUUCCUCAUUCCCAUUUACCACCAGGUAGCCGUGCAGUUUGCUGACUUGCAUGACACACCAGGACGGAUGCAGGAAAAGGGUGUCAUUAAUGACAUUCUAGAUUGGAAAACAUCCCGCACCUUCUUCUACUGGCGUCUGAGGCGGCUGCUCCUGGAGGACUUGGUGAAGAAGAAGAUCCACGCAGCCAACCCAGAACUGACGGACGGCCAGAUCCAGGCCAUGCUCAGGCGCUGGUUUGUGGAGGUAGAGGGUACAGUGAAGGCCUAUGUCUGGGACAACAACAAGGACCUGGUGGAGUGGCUGGAGAAGCAACUGACAGAGGAAGACGGCUUUCGUUCAGUGGUUGAUGAAAAUAUAAAGUACAUUUCAAGAGAUUACAUCCUCAAGCAGAUCCGAAGCUUGGUGCAGGCCAACCCUGAGGUUGCCAUGGAUUCCAUUGUCCAUAUGACCCAGCACAUCUCUCCUACUCAGCGGGCCGAAGUGGUUCGGAUUCUCUCCACGAUGGACUCUCCUUCAACGUAGGAGGAGCCUGCUGCUCUGCCCCGCCCUGCCCGUCUCCGUACAGUGAGAAGGGCCAGAGCUGCCGUUUGUGACUGAACUUUGACCACAGCUGUGAGUACAGAGAACAGAUGCAGCACUGGAAUGAAUGGGGCUGCUUUUCUCCCCCUGGAUUUUGUCUGGUUACAUGGGACAUGCUGGCAAAACCCCAAGAGAUUACCUACAGCAUCUAUUUAACACAGAAGAGAAUGCCUGCCUCUCCUGCCACAUAUGAAAUGAGAAGACAAUGAAGGGUACAAAUCCAUACCGUGAGGUCUUACUGAAAUGAAGAUAAGGUUAUUCUUCCCUACCCAGCCCAACAUCAACCCUCCCCCACUCCCCAUUUCUUGGCAGAGUUCUAGGCAGUCAGAGGACCUACCUCCUCUCCUCCUCCCCCCAGCCUUAUGAGUCUGCAGCCUCAGUUAAGCAGUGGAGGGUUGGGGAGGGUGUGAGACCAGCCGUGCAAGCAGCAAGCUUUGGGAAAAGAAGCCCUCUGCCAGAUGAUCCCAGCCCAUUUGUCCCCCAGGUCCUGGGAUUAGAGGGAGUAUCAUCCCUAUCUAAAGGGCACCAAGACACUUGUUUAACAAGGAAUCAAUCAGUGGAGCUUGAAAACUAAGUGUGUUCUUUGGGGACUUUGAGACACUAGUGAUCGAGAAAAUGGAGCUUUGGCUAUCCUUGAAGUAGAGGGUAUUGAACCAGAUCCUUUCAGAACAAAUAGGUGGAGAGCCAGCAGAAUCAAGAAUCUGGCUCAUCUUGCUGUUCUGUCCUGUCUUGCCUUUGGGGAUAACAAUGGCAUCACUGUGUGAGGCUCUGGGCUUCUGCCAGGGGAGCGUGUGGGCUGCUUACACACUGUUAUGGCUGGAGGGAAAACACAGUGGAAGUGCCAUUUAUUGGAUUUAACAUGUCUGCCCUUUGCUGUCUCUCAGUGCAAACUCUAGUUGCUUAAGCCAUAGAGAAGGGGCUAAAUCUGGUCCCUUCUUCAGGGUGCAGGAGGUCUUCAUUAUUAAGCCUGGAGCUUUGAUAGUUGCGAGUUAAUUUUCUGGUGCCUGGUCAGUGACUCUCUCCCAUUUCCAAUGCGGUUACAUAGUUAACAGGCCUUCAGUCCCACUUUCUUCAGUCUUAACUUAGGUCCUAGCCUCUGACUUGUCUUCUCCUGUAUCUCUCUGCUAUCAGGAUGGAAAGGAAAUGACUUCCCACCCACCCCCCGACUCUUCCUUAGCUGUGCCCUGGUUGGGGGUGGGGCAGUGAGGACUGUGACUCCAAGCGCUGGCAAGGCUGUCCAAUGGAAUUGGGACCCACAUGACCUUAAUUAAUAGCAUUUACAACUCAGUUACGGUGCUGCUGUCUUCAGGGACCUCCCCGGCCAGCUGUAGGGGCAUACUGAGGGGGGGGAAGUGUUAGUAUUUAUUUUUCCACAAGUAGCUAAUUUAAGGAAAGAAUUUCACUUUUCAUCCUUCUGUGCGUCAGCCAGUCUUAACCCAGCCCAGAAGGUGUUGGGAGCCUGGAAGCAGGGCAGCAGCUGCUUUUUCCUUGAGAGUUAAUUACACCUGACACUGUUUACAAACAAGGGAAGCCCUAAGACAUCUUUUGCCGUAUGUUUUUUAUAGAAAGCUCCAGUUUUGAGCCUUAACCCUAUAGUUGACAAAGCUCUGGCUCUCCUUGGAAAUUUCCACCUGCAGACUGGCUAGCUGAGCUUAUCUCCCAUUCUGAAUUACAAGCACACUCUUGAAUGUGUAAAUGAAUCAGAGUCUGAUAAUAUGGCUGUUGUAAAGGGGAGAUGACCAGUCUGGGAGAUGAGAAGUCCGGCGUGAUCAAACACCAAACAAAGGGAGGGAGCCUUCAGAACUGCUUUAGGCUUUGGACCAGUUAAGAGGGGAAUCCAGUCACCGUGACAUUUUUCUGCAGGAACUAUAUACUUCCCUACACCUCCAGGCAGUGUUAAGUGCUAUACCAGUCUUAAUCAACUCUCUUGGACAGCAGCAAUGUCUCAGUGAUCGUGUGCCCACGCUGCUGUAAAGUAGACCCCUUUUUACCUAUGGUCCCAAUUACUGCCCCAUUUCAAGGAGAAGGACCUUGUUCAAAAUAAGAAGCUCUUCCUGCCUCCUUGAGUUUCUCUCUCCGGGCAGUGGUGCCCUGGACCGGACCUUUCUACAGGGUCAAUAGUCAAGUGUCUCAGCUUGUGAAAAGUCAGAUCUUCUCACUGUGUCAUGCAGAUACAAGCUUACUGAGGCAAGAGGAUUAGAAAUGAUGUAUUGACCAAGUCUUGCUUGAACUGAGAUUGUCAUAUUAUCUUUUCAUUCUGCUCACAAAUCCACAUUUACUUGUCUUGGGUGGACCAAGACCCUGAGGCGAACCGGAGCUUGGGGCAGAUGUGCCCCCAGCCCUCCCAUGUGGAGAGAACCACACGCUCAUGAAAUAAACCUCUGAAUCACACACAGCUUGCACUCUGUCCUGAUCCCAUCCUCGAUGGGAUCUGUCCUUUUCUCCGCUCCAUUUUCAGCUGCUGAGGCCAUGCUGGCUUUGGGAGGGUUAUUAGCAAGAGCACUGGGAAUUCUCGUCAGAGCUUCACAUGACUAUGCACUCAGCUGCCCCAUUCACAUAAGGACAUCACAAACCUGUACAAUGCAGCAAGUUACAGUAACACAGAAUGGAAAACUAAACCAUAUAUAUAUAUAUAUAUUUCUUUUUUAAGUGUCCUUGUCCAACCCGAGAUCUUAAAUAUCUAGAUGAAGUUGUCAUAUACACUUGCUCAAAGGAGACCAUCUUUUUCAGUCUGAAUUCAACUUGUGAUGAGCCAAAUAAAGAAAUCAACUUCCCAGUAAAGGCAGAUGCCAGUAAGAUUGAACCUCUUCUCUCCAAGGUAUGAUCUGACUCGUCUUGCCCUAGGGAGGCCGAGGCAACAUCAGAAGGGGUCAGCUCAGAGGUGUCUGUUAAACCAAGACAAUAGAUGGAUGGGAUGUUAAUUUUUCCUUGUCUACUUAAUUAUCACAUCUACUAAGAAAUUGAAUAUACAAUCCUAUGUGUGUGCUUUUUAAAGAGAAAAAAACCACCCAACCCAAAAGUUCAUUGUCUUUCUUGAGAAAUCUGUAGUGAAUACAGAGUGUUCUUCUAAUAUAGUCAAUCUAAUUAACACUGGGACCAAGUGGCAGAUAUUAGAAAUUUUACAGAGAGGUUUCUUCCUUAUUUAGCCAACUGUACACUUGCCUUUUAGUCCACAUAAGAACUUUAAAUUGCACCCUUGGAUGCCAGAAGCUUUUUUUUUUUUUUCCAAAUUCUGCCUGCCAGGCAAUUGUCAUAGACUGGGAAUUGGAAGACCUAUGUUCCCCUAGGUCAGGUAACUGUACUACUCUGCCUCAGUUUUCACCCACUGAAAAAUGGAGCCUGAUCCAUUCUUUUCAUGAUGCAAGGACAAACCAAGGAGAUCUCAUUGAGAGAAAGCUGCAUUGUCUACUAGAAUAGCUACACGUCAGGGUGGUGGCUGACACUUAACCUUAGUUAUUACUUUGCUGAGGCAAAACCGAGGCUGGCUUGUUGGCCUGGGCACCAGAAUCACUGUUCCAAAAAUGAAAUAAAAGUACAUGUUAAAAAGUCAUGUAGAAAAGAUCCGUCUAAUUUGCUCUGAGCUGGAAAUCACUGAUGGAGGGGAAGGGCAGGGCGGGGAGGAAUUAGGCUCAAGAAGUUUAGGUCCCUUAAGUUGCUGCUCAGUUUCAGAAAGAAUGAGAGACCAGGGUCUCCUCUGGCCACUCUGGCAAACAGGAUUUGUUGCUUUCCUUGUUACCUUCACAGAAAUGGAGGAAGGAAAGAAGGGAGGCUUACACGUUGUCGUCUGUCUGGGAGAGACCGUGCACAAUUACUGUUAUUGCCUUUUCCUUUUGGGAAGCUGCCUGGCAUGUCCAUACUCUCUGCUGCUGCAGAGUCUCACUUACCUCACAAGUUUCUUUUAAUAAAAGACAAUUUAAAACCCA
Antechinus flavipes (yellow-footed antechinus) is the source of this 11041-nucleotide messenger RNA. RefSeq names its product acetyl-CoA carboxylase alpha (gene ACACA). The transcript is spliced from 54 exons. The record is from RefSeq and is a predicted model, not a curated record. Gene Ontology annotation, biological process: fatty acid biosynthetic process. Bases 21 to 7061 code for a protein of 2346 amino acids. NCBI's taxonomy places the organism in Eukaryota, Metazoa, Chordata, Mammalia, Dasyuromorphia, Dasyuridae. Gene Ontology annotation, molecular function: ATP binding; metal ion binding; acetyl-CoA carboxylase activity.